AUGAAGGGUCAGUUUGCAGACAAGUUCAAUGGAAGUCCACUGAUGAUUAUUAAAUCUUUUGAAACAACCCCAGAAAGAAUCUCUUCUUUGUCUGAACCUGUCAGCUUGUUGCAAAGUCCAUCUUCCUUUCAGGGUUCUCCAAGCUCCUCCAAAACUAGUAGCAAUAAUUGGGAUUCAAAGACUGGAAAAAAUAAAACACUUGGAAGGAAAAGCAGCAGUUUUGCGUACAGGAUUCGCGACCACGUGAAGUUGGGGGCUAAAUUCUCUGAAACAGUGAAAGGCAAGCUGAGAUUAGGAGCAAAGAUAAUUCAAGAAGGUGGUAGGGAGAAUAUUUUCAAGCACGUAUUUGGGGUCAGAGAAGGAGAAGAACUGUUAAAGGCAUCACAGUGCUAUUUAUCAACCACAGCUGGUCCUAUUGCAGGACUUCUUUUUAUUUCCACUGAAAAGGUUGCCUUCUGCAGUGAAAGAUCAAUUACCUUCCCUUCUCCUAAUGGACAAUUUGUCAGAAAACCCUACAAGGUGGUGAUACCAGUACGGAAGAUUGCUAGAGCCAACAGAAGUGAGAACAUGGACAAGCCGCAACAGAAGUACAUAGAAAUACUCACACGGGACAAUUUUGAAUUCUGGUUUAUGGGGUUCUUGCGUUAUGAAAAAGCUUUCAGGAAUCUACAGAAAGCAAUUUCUUUGGCAAAAUCUGCCUCUUAA
Molecule: messenger RNA, 705 nt
Organism: Dovyalis caffra
Lineage: Eukaryota; Viridiplantae; Streptophyta; Magnoliopsida; Malpighiales; Salicaceae
Source: the annotation of a GenBank genome assembly